AUAAUUGGUAUUUCAAAAUCGCCAAACAAUUCAAAAUUCUCCGUCCUUCUUCACGAAGCUAGACUGUCGCUUCUGUAGGAUUAGUUUUCUCUGAUUCCCGCUUGAAAUUUUGAAAAUGAGCUCGGCGAUUAUCCCUAGCGAGUAACAUCUAUGUGAUUUCUAUUAAUUCCCUAAAGUUUUCUAUUCCAAUUGCCUGAGCUGGUUCCCGUUGAUCUUAACUUUUGAGUAUAUUUUUCCUUGACUAACCGAUCCUCGUCUAAUAUACCGAGAUCCAAACACGUGAUUGCCUGUGAAGCAGUACUGUUGAUUUUUGCAUUUCACUUUCCUUUUCGUCUCUGGUGACUGAUUGAUCACUUCGACUUUUCAUGGAAUUGUUGGCAAUAAAUUGUCCUAAGAUUUCAAAACAGAGCAAAAUGUCAGUCUCCAAGCCAAACAAGUGAAUAUUAUCUGAUUUGGCAUCUACUGGCGUCCAUUUCAAACCUUCUUAUCUAAACCACAAAAUGGAAAGUCAGAAUUUACAAGAUCAAAUGAGUGGUCACCGAAGUCUUGGCAGCAAUUAUCAUCCGUCCAGUCAAUCUAGAAAGAUUUCAAUUGGAAUCUCAGAUGGGAAGAAAAGAUCUGGAGCCACAACAGAAAAUGAGAUUGUUAUAUCAAAUGCAGAAAGGGCAAAUUCCAACAGAGAAAAUUCCCUUGAAGGUAAAAACAGGGGAAAAAGUGCCGUUGAUUCUAAUGAAGCGAAACCAACUAAAGCUACAGAGGCGGUCGCUUCCCCUUGGAUUAGUACUAGAUCCUUUAACCAAAAAGUAACAACUAAACAGACACUGUUUAUUGCGAAAGAAACUUCCGAUUUACCAGCCACCAGUGGGAGGAGAAACAAGCUUAGCAGCGCACAAAAUACAACAAUGAUGCAUUCAGUACAAUUUUUUAGAAAUCAGAUGUCAGUUUCACAUUCCAGUGAUAGUAAGCAGAAGAAGUUUGAUGGACUUACCUACAGAAGGAAGGGAGGUAGGGAUGUGAACUCACAGAGGGCAGAGGAUUUUACAUUCAUGACUGAACGGGAAGUUCCUGUGUUGGGUAAAGUGGCAACAGAAGAUAACAAAGACGAAAAAAGAACUGAAACUUUGAGAAUGAAACUAUGGGAGAUAUUGGGCACUGUUUCUUCACCUAGAAGUCAGCCUUCUCAUUCCCUGGCUCCUGAGGCAUGUGCUAAUAAUUUAAAGCAAGAGCAAGUACAUCAACAAAAGGGUGAUGGAGUUGUAAAGCAAAUACAGAAUUCUGAUACCAUAGAAACUGAUUCUGAAAAUCCUGAUAAUACAAUGAAGAGACCUGUAACACGUUCUUCAAGUCGAAGGAAAGUUUCAACGAAAAUACAACCAAAGAAAACGAAAACUGGCCAGUCAACUCUUUCUAAACUGAAACUUCAGGAGAAGAGUAUAUUCUCCUUCGAAGAUGGAUUGCAUAGGAAAGGAGAUGCUGCUAUCAGUGGUGGCUCCUCAAUGUCAGCAAGAAACAAGGGCAGGAGAAAGAAUUAUGUCAUUGAGCCACGUAAGAUUCACUUCACUGAGAACAACAGCGCAGAUGAGAUUCAGAAGGCAACUCAUAGGAGCGAAACACCACCACCAUCUGCUGAGAAAGCAUCUUCGCUUAGUGAUAAAAUGGGAAUUAAAGGCUGUUCACCUCAAAGUAAGGGCACCUCUCUCGAAAAGAAGAAUGGAAAUGGAGGAGAUUCCCAUUCAUCUCCAAAGAGAGAUUCUCAUAUGCCUGCAGGGACAAACAGGGCGGAUCUACAGGGAGAUUUUAGCAGUCCAGCAAUAUCAGAAAAUGAGGAUCAACAAGGAGAUGUUGGUAACCCAUCCUUGAAGAGAGUUAUGGAGCCACAGGAUGAAUUUGAAAGCCCAACAUUCAGAGUAAAUACUCCUACGUUAAGAUCUUCCCCUAGCUCAACGCCAAAAACUGAUCAAAUGGAACAGACUUUUUACAGUCCUGCACCAGUGAAGAGAAGAUUUACUCUGGGAAAUAUUCGCAGCUUCAGGACUUCGCAGACUUCAAAGGAAAAUUGUCAUCCCUCAGAUGCUAAAACAGAAUUAUCUAAUGUAGCAGUAGAACUUAAAGAUUCCCCACCCCGCAAACCAUCUCUUAAUGGGAAAAAAGUAGAUAAUGUUCUUUGUGGAUCAUCAUCUGAAGAUGGGGACUCUACGAGCUCUGACGAAGAACAUACAGAGAGAGAUGCCUUUUCUCCAGAAAUUGCGAUUGCUGAGAGAUCCACAUUCGUGCUUUAUCCAACUAAGAGGCAUCUCAAUCAUGAAAGCAACAGUAUUAGCAAAUUUGAUCUCAACUUACCACCAAAAGGCAGUGGUGAAAGUGAUUGGAAUCCAGAGCCUUCAGGACAAAUCCAAGAGAAUGAAUUGGCAAGGGUUGUCACACUGUUUGCCUCGGCUUUAGAAAACUUCAAAAACAAAAUGAAGUUGGCAACUAGAGAGAAAUCCUCUAAAAUUUUGAUGUCUGUUUCUGAGGAUAUACAUCAGCUGCUUCAGAGUAUUGAAUUGCAAAUCCAGACAGAUGCAGGGAAGCUGACAAGCAUUAAUAAAGCAAAAAGAAAACGCUUAGAGACAAGAUUCCAAGAACAAGAAGAAAAACUGAAGUCGAUACAUGAUAAAUUCAAGCAAGAUUUACAUAAGCAUCGCCAGGACUGUAAAAGCACAGUUGAAGAGCUAGAAAUGCACCAUAUUGAGUUGAAAGGAACCGUUAAAAAGCAAAAGGCAUCUCAUCAGAAGCUUGUCAUGAAAGCUGAAGAGGUCAUGGAAACGCAGCUCAAUGACGCACACAGAAGAAUUACAGCCGUGCACAAGACGGCAAGGGAAAAGAUGCUUCAACUACGACGUGUUAUAAGUGACUGUUUGAAUGAGACUAGUAUAGGUUGACCUGAUUUAACUGCUGGCUAAGUUGAUAGGACUCGAUACAGAUUUAGAUAGGAGACUAGAAGGUCUGAUCUCAUUGUUCUGUACAUUGAGUUUAUAAGCAUAUAUUUUCUAUGUUAUUCCAUUAAUAUUUACCUUUGAUGAGUCA
Messenger RNA from Jatropha curcas, 3066 nucleotides. It is a transcript of the gene ASY3, whose product is annotated as asynaptic protein. The record is from RefSeq and is a predicted model, not a curated record. Lineage: Eukaryota; Viridiplantae; Streptophyta; Magnoliopsida; Malpighiales; Euphorbiaceae. Gene Ontology annotation, biological process: meiotic cell cycle.